AUGGCAUUACUUCUAGGAAAAAUCUCAUUGCACGAUGUCUCCUUGUUGAUAUCCCCUAGUGGCGAUAUAUCAAGAUAUAUAUUGAUAUAUAACGGCAUCAGUAUCUAUCUAUCUAUCUAUCUAUCUAUCUAUCUAUCUAUCUAUCUAUUUGCUUCAAUGUUUCUAUCUAUCUAUAUAUCUAUCUAUCUAUUAUUUAUCAAUAUUUAUGGGCAGCCUCCAACUCUCUCUAUCUUUCUUUCUCUCUCUCUCUCUCCUUCUUCUCUCUCUCUCUCUCUCUCUCUCUUUCUGCUUAGUACGAUCCAAACGAAAGGAGUGAUGGAAAGGCAUAUAUAUCUAUCUAUCCAUCUAUCUAUCUAUCUAUCUCAGUAUUUUUAUAUCUUUUUGUUUAUAUCUAUCUCCCUAACUAGCUCUGUUCGUAUCUAUCUAUCUAGCUACCCAUCUGUCUAUACCAGUAUCUAUCUAUCUAUCUAUCUAUCUAUCUAUCUAUCUAUCUAUCUAUCUAUCUCACUGUCUAUACCAGUCUCUAUCUAUCUAUCUAUCUAUCUAUCUAUCUAUCUAUCUAUCUAUCUAUCUAUCUAUCUAUCUAUCUAUCUAUCUCAAUUAUCGAUUUGUCUUGGUGAUCUUUCUUCUCUGAAAAUCAGGACAUCGCACGGUUAG
This is a messenger RNA of Acanthosepion pharaonis, 657 nucleotides long. Lineage: Eukaryota; Metazoa; Mollusca; Cephalopoda; Sepiida; Sepiidae. The record is from the annotation of a GenBank genome assembly.